AUGGCGCCCGUCCCGGCUGCGUCCCCGCCGCAGCAGGCCCUCACCUUCAACGACGUCUUUGACGAUGCCGAUGACGAGCCCCAGCAGCAGCAGACGGUCCAGCACAUCCGCGCCAACUCGAGCAUUAUGCACCUCAAGAAGAUUCUCGCCGAGUCUUGUGCUAACCGAGGCCUCAACAUGCAGUCGCCAACCGUGGUGAAAUCCCUAUUCGAGUAUGGAAACAUCCUCUCCAUUUACGAAUGGCGGCGCAAUUGCUAUCCGACUGAGCUAACCAUGGUGGCUCUGCUCUCUAGAUUUUCAGAACUCUAUGAGGAUCGACUAAGCAUGCACCGUCAAAAGGCCGACGAAGCCUACGUGAUUGGAAAGCGCGGUCAAUAUACCCCUGUCGGUGCCUAUCUCGCCGGCGACGAAAUUAUCAAGAUUGCUGUCGAGCAUGGCGCUCAACUGAUCCAUCCCGCACUUCCCGAGCUAACUCCACCAGGCUACGGCUUCCUCUCCGAGAACGCCGAAUUCGCUCGCAACGUCGAAAAGGCUGGUCUCAUUUUCGUCGGUCCCUCCCCCGAUGUCAUUGAUGCCCUCGGUGACAAGGUCUCGGCCAGAAAGCUCGCCAUAGCAGCCCAAGUCCCCGUUGUCCCGGGUACCCCGGGUGCCGUCGCCACUUACGAAGAGGUCAAGUCCUUCACUGACGAGUAUGGAUUCCCCAUCAUCAUCAAGGCCGCUUACGGUGGUGGCGGCCGUGGUAUGCGUGUAGUCCGCGAGCCCGAGAGCCUUCAGGAGAACUUUGAGCGUGCCACCUCCGAGGCCAAGUCCGCUUUCGGCAACGGUACCGUCUUUGUCGAGCGUUUCCUUGACAAGCCCAAGCAUAUCGAGGUUCAGCUCAUUGGUGAUAACCACGGCAACAUUGUCCACCUGUACGAGCGUGAUUGCUCCGUCCAGCGUCGCCACCAAAAGGUCGUCGAGAUUGCUCCCGCCAAGGAUCUCCCCAAGGAGACCAGAGACGCCAUUCUCGCCGACGCUGUCAAACUGGCCAAGUCGGUUAACUACCGCAACGCCGGUACCGCCGAAUUCCUUGUCGACCAGCAGAACCGAUACUACUUCAUUGAGAUCAACCCCAGAAUCCAGGUCGAACACACAAUCACCGAAGAAAUUACCGGCAUCGAUAUCGUCGCCGCUCAGAUCCAGAUCGCCGCUGGUGCCACCCUUGCCCAGCUUGGCCUGACUCAGGAUCGCAUCUCCACUCGCGGUUUUGCCAUUCAGUGCCGUAUCACCACUGAGGACCCUGCCAAGCAGUUCCAGCCCGACACUGGAAAGAUUGAAGUCUAUAGAACUGCCGGUGGCGCUGGUGUUCGCCUUGACGGUGGCAAUGGUUUCGCCGGUUCAGUCAUUACACCCUUCUACGAUUCCAUGCUGGUCAAGUGCACUUGCCACGGCUCAACUUACGAAAUCGCCCGCAGAAAGGUUCUCCGUGCUCUCAUUGAGUUCCGUGUCCGCGGUGUCAAGACCAACAUUCCCUUCUUGGCCCGUCUGCUUACCCAUCCUACUUUCAUCGAGAGCAACUGCUGGACCACCUUCAUCGACGAUACCCCCGAGCUCUUUGAUCUCCUCAGCAGCCAGAACAGAGGCCAGAAGCUGCUCGCUUACCUCGGUGAUGUUGCCGUCAACGGCAGUUCCAUCAAGGGCCAGAUUGGAGAGCCCAAGUUCAAGGGCGAAAUCAUCAUUCCUGAAAUUGUUCGAUCCGAUGGCACCAAGGUCGAUGUCAGCCAGCCUUGCCAGAAGGGCUGGAGAAACAUCAUCAUCGAGCAGGGCCCUAAGGCCUUUGCCAAGGCUGUUCGCCAGAACAAGGGAUGUCUUCUCAUGGAUACUACUUGGCGUGAUGCUCACCAGUCUCUUCUGGCCACACGUGUUCGUACUGUUGAUCUGCUCAACAUUGCCAAGGAGACCAGCCACGCUCUGUCCAACCUGUUCAGCUUGGAAUGCUGGGGAGGUGCUACUUUUGAUGUCGCCAUGCGCUUCCUGUACGAAGACCCUUGGGACCGUCUCCGCAAGAUGCGCAAGCUUGUUCCCAACAUUCCAUUCCAGAUGCUUCUGCGUGGUGCCAACGGUGUCGCUUACUCUUCUCUCCCUGACAAUGCCAUUGACCAGUUUGUCGACCAGGCCAAGAAGAACGGUGUCGAUAUUUUCCGUGUAUUUGAUGCUCUGAACGAUAUUGAUCAGCUCGAGGUCGGUAUCAAGGCUGUCCACAAGGCUGGUGGUGUUGUUGAGGGUACCGUCUGCUUCAGCGGUGACAUGCUCAACCCCCACAAGAAGUACAACUUGGAGUACUACCUCGACCUUAUUGAGAAGCUCGUUAAGCUCGACAUCCAUAUUCUUGGCAUCAAGGAUAUGGCUGGUGUUCUCAAGCCCCACGCUGCUACCCUUCUGAUCGGCGCCGUCCGCGAGAAAUACCCCGACCUGCCCAUCCACGUCCACACUCACGACUCCGCCGGUACUGGCGUUGCCUCCAUGGUUGCUUGCGCCAAGGCCGGUGCCGAUGCUGUCGACGCUGCCACUGACAGUUUGUCUGGCAUGACUUCCCAACCCAGCAUCAACGCCAUUAUGGCGUCUCUCGAGGGAUCUGGCCUCGAGCCUGGUCUGGAUCCUCACCAGGUCCGCGCUCUGGACACCUACUGGUCGCAGCUCCGCCUCCUCUACUCUCCCUUCGAAGCCCACCUUGCUGGUCCCGACCCCGAGGUUUACGAGCACGAAAUCCCUGGUGGUCAGCUCACCAACAUGAUGUUCCAGGCUUCGCAGCUCGGUCUCGGCUCCCAGUGGCUUGAGACCAAGAAGGCCUACGAACAGGCCAACGAUCUCCUCGGCGAUAUUGUCAAGGUCACUCCUACCUCCAAGGUUGUUGGUGAUCUUGCUCAGUUUAUGGUUUCCAACGGUCUUGAUGCUGCGGCAGUCAAGGCUCGUGCUAGCGAGCUCGACUUCCCUGGCUCCGUUUUGGAAUUCCUUGAGGGUCUGAUGGGUCAGCCCUACGGCGGAUUCCCCGAGCCUCUCCGAACCGAUGCCCUGCGCGGACGCCGCAAGCUUGACAAGCGCCCCGGUCUCUACCUCGAACCUGUCGACUUUGCCAAGGUCAAGAAGGAAUUAGGCAAGAAGCUCGGCGCCCCCGUUACUGAAUGCGACAUCGCUUCUUAUGUCAUGUACCCCAAGGUUUUUGAGGACUACCGCAAGUUUGUUGACCAGUACGGUGACCUCUCUGUCCUUCCUACGCGCUUCUUCCUCUCCAAACCUGAGAUUGGUGAGGAGUUCAACGUUGAGCUGGAGAAGGGCAAGGUUCUGAUUCUGAAGCUCCUUGCUAUCGGUCCCCUGAGUGAGAACACUGGCCAGCGUGAAGUGUUCUUUGAGAUGAAUGGCGAGGUCCGCCAGGUGACCGUCAUUGAUAAGACGGCUGCCGUCGAGAACAUUAGCCGCCCCAAGGCCGAUGCCACCGACUCGAGCCAGGUUGGUGCCCCCAUGUCUGGUGUUUUGGUUGAGAUGAGAGUGCAUGAGGGCUCGGAGGUGAAGAAGGGCGACCCUCUUGCUGUCUUGUCGGCCAUGAAGAUGGAAAUGGUUAUUUCUGCUCCCCACAGCGGCAAGGUUUCCGGCCUGCAGGUCAAGGAAGGCGACUCCGUCGAUGGCUCCGACCUUAUCUGCCGCAUCACCAAAUAA
Messenger RNA from Cordyceps militaris CM01, 3693 nucleotides. RefSeq names its product pyruvate carboxylase. Gene Ontology annotation, biological process: gluconeogenesis; pyruvate metabolic process. Gene Ontology annotation, cellular component: cytoplasm. The record is from RefSeq and is a predicted model, not a curated record. Lineage: Eukaryota; Fungi; Ascomycota; Sordariomycetes; Hypocreales; Cordycipitaceae. The transcript is spliced from 7 exons. Bases 1 to 3693 code for a protein of 1230 amino acids. Gene Ontology annotation, molecular function: ATP binding; metal ion binding; pyruvate carboxylase activity.